AGAGAUAAAUACAUAUCAGAAACCACAGUAAAGUGUCCAUUGUUGCUCUCGUUUUAAAUGCAUUACCAAAGAAAAAAAGUGCAUUGUAAAUAAGAAAAAGUUACAGACUUUGUCCACAUCUGUUUGCCGUUUAUAUUCCCAAAACUCAUCACUCAUCACUCAUAAUCAGUGGAGUUCUUGGAGAAGAAAACUAGGUGGGUUUCCUCUCUCUUAUAUGGGUUUUAAAUUGAAGCAGUAAGGAAUUGCUGAUUCCUCGUUAGAGACUGGGGUCUUUUAGAACAUCAUAGAGGAAGAUAAGUAUUUCACAUGCAGAUUGUUUUUGCAUGAGGAUCUAAUGGCUGAUUCUAAUAGUUUAAGCCUGAAACACACAAGUAGCAUGCUUUUCAGUAUUCCUGAUUUCUUUGUAGGGUUUGGUAACAAAGGUUCUUCAGAUUCUGACUCAGUUAGGAGCCCUACAUCUCCUCUGGACCUCAGGCCUUUUUCAAAUCUUAGCAACCCAUUUAGACUUAGGUCCGCUCGAUCAUCAUCCCACAAUGGAAAUCACAAGAAAUGGGAUUGUAGGAAAGCAGGCCUUGGCAUUGUCAAUUUCCUUGUUGAUGAAACCAAAGCUACUAGUGAAGUUCUUGGUUCAUCGAAGAGGAAAACCAUAAUUUUUCGACCACAGGUGGGGAAAAACAACUCUCACUCCUCAAAGCUCUGUUCUGGUUCAGAUGAUUAUUCCAUGAAGUCCCAAUCUUUACCCAGAAACUACAUAAUUAGGCCACUUUCUGAAACCAUAUCUCUCAAUCCCCAACUCAAACCAGAUAAAGUGAAUGUUUCAUCUGGGUUUGUGGGACUUCCUUUGGAAUCUGAACCAUCUGAAAACAUUGAACCAUUUUUGUUGGACUCCAGCAGGGAUUCCUCACUGAUUGUCUCUAUGCAAGGAGAAAGUUCGUUGGGUUUUAAACCAAGUUCACUUCCAGUACCCAUUGUCUCUAACCCUCAAUAUGCAUCCUCUAUCCCUGCUAGAGAGAUGGAACUUUCUGAGGACUAUACCUGUAUAAUUUCUCAUGGUCCAAACCCGAAGACUACUCAUAUUUUUUGUGACUGUAUAUUGGAAUGUCACACAAAAGAUUUAAACAAUGUUGACAAAGAAAUAGUCGAGAUAGAAUCACCUCGAGUGGGUCAGCACCAGGAGGGAUUACAACAUGACCCUUCAGAUGAAAUUUUGAGAUUCUGUUACACCUGCAAGAAGAACUUGGUAGGAGAGGAAAUUUACAUGUGCAGAAGUGAGAAAGCAUUUUGUAGCUUUGAUUGUCACUCAGAGAAGAUUUUUGCUGAAGAGGAAGCAGAAGAGACUUGGGUUAAAUCUGCAGGAAGCUCUCCUGAAAGCUACCAGGAAGAUCUCUUCUUAUUGGGUAUGCAUAGUCAGGAGACUCGGGACAUAGAGUAGUAGUAGCAUCAUAGGUCGUUCUCUAUAAUUUUGAUUGGAUGAUUUCAAGUGGCUAAAAGCCCUGGUCAUCAGUUUUCGUAUCCCGUUUGUUUCUUAAUGCUUUUGUUGGCAAGUGUUCAUGUAAAAAACACUUUGGACCCCCUGAACUCAUUGUUGAUUGCAUGCGGUAUUGAAAUAACAGCUGACUUUUUUGGGGUAUUA
Molecule: messenger RNA, 1633 nt
Organism: Rosa chinensis
Lineage: Eukaryota; Viridiplantae; Streptophyta; Magnoliopsida; Rosales; Rosaceae
Product: FCS-Like Zinc finger 10
Exons: 3
Coding region: 335-1432 (365 amino acids)
Source: RefSeq, a predicted model, not a curated record